AUGCAGAACCCGACGCUGUUGGUGGCGUGGACGGCGCACGAGGCCUGGAUCCGGGACCUCCUGUGGACCCCGUGCCAGCGCUACCUCUACACGGCCUCCUCGGACGGCCUGGUGUUCGCGUGGAGCGUGCCUAGGAGAAGUACCACCUCAAGGGGUACGGGAAGAGGAAGCCCCUGGCUGCUCCGGCCGCCGCCAAGUACAACGUCUGAUCGGCCUGCGGGCGUGCCGCGCACGCCGCGGAGCCCACGCCCUUCGCCUCCCCUGCCCGUCGUCGUUCCUGCUCCCUCCUUCGUCCCCUGA
Prorocentrum cordatum is the source of this 300-nucleotide messenger RNA. Lineage: Eukaryota; Dinophyceae; Prorocentrales; Prorocentraceae. The record is from the annotation of a GenBank genome assembly.